Messenger RNA from Elephantulus edwardii (Cape elephant shrew), 390 nucleotides. Its product is annotated as beta-microseminoprotein-like. The transcript has 5 exons. NCBI's taxonomy places the organism in Eukaryota, Metazoa, Chordata, Mammalia, Macroscelidea, Macroscelididae. The record is from RefSeq and is a predicted model, not a curated record. Bases 1 to 390 code for a protein of 129 amino acids.
AUGAGAAGGCCUGCAGGGAGCUUCUCAAGGUCUGCAAAGGAGGUAAAGAACAGGCUCCUUGGGUACCUUGUGGUCCUUGCCACCUUUGUGACUUCAUGCAAUGCCUAUUGCUAUACAAUACCCUUCGAGACAGUUUCAGGCAAAUCAGCUGUCGAAUGCAAGGAUGACAAUGGAGUUAUUCACCCUAUAUACACAGUAUGGAAAACAGAUUCUUGUGAGCGAUGUUCUUGCUGGGAGGAUGGAAUUAGUUGUUGUAGCAUUGUUUCUUCACCCAUGGGUUACUAUCCAGACAACUGCAAGUUAAUCUUUCACUGGGAGAACUGCAGCUACACUGUACUGGAGAAUGACAACCGACGUGAGAACUGUGAUGAUGAUCGUUGGAUAAAGUAG